AUGGUUUCUAGCGAAGAAGAACCGGAGGUGAAACCGAAUGACCCGCUAACAUGGGAUGUCGAUAUGGAGAUUCAGUUGUUUUAUGCCAUGGCUAACCACAAGCCGGUCGGCAUAAACAAACAUUUUCACAUGGCAUGUAUUUGGGAAAAACUCUCAAAUUCCAUCACCAAAGAGAUAUCAACGCAAGAUAUUUGGAAGCAUUUAGAAAGUCUGUAUGAUUUAAAUUUAUUGGAAGAUACUGAGCCAAUACCAUUUCCGAAUCAUGAAAUACCGUUUAGUUUACCAGAGACCGAAUUUGGAUCACUAAUGAAACAAAAAUGUAAGGAGGCUAUAUUAGCGGACGAUAGUGAAGAUGGGAGGAGCCCUUCACCUAAGCCUUCGACACCUAGAAGCAGUUCUAGGGGCACUGCGUCUAAAGAUAGUACACCCAAAGGCAGCCGUAAGGACAGUGUGAGCGCACUGGCCACUAAAACACGCAAAGAGAGUGGCAGUUCCCAUGCCUCGACUGAUACACCCAGCAUCAAGUCGGAAAAAGAUUAUGAUCGCAGGAGAGAUUCUCGUGACUCAAACGCGUCAGGCCCGCGGGACAGUUCGAGCAGUAGAAAGUCAACAUCGCAAAGAGAAAAAGUUCCAAAGACCAAAGUUAGCUCAGUUGCAGCAUGGGACUCUCCACUAAUAGACGAAGAUGUCGGAUCGCGUCGUGGACGCAGAAGGGCUAACACCUCAACUCCUCCUGCAACGACACCAGCCAAGCGCAGGCGCACCUGA
Messenger RNA from Spodoptera littoralis (African cotton leafworm), 768 nucleotides. The record is from the annotation of a GenBank genome assembly. NCBI's taxonomy places the organism in Eukaryota, Metazoa, Arthropoda, Insecta, Lepidoptera, Noctuidae.